This is a messenger RNA of Solea senegalensis (Senegalese sole), 1388 nucleotides long. RefSeq names its product pleckstrin homology domain-containing family A member 6-like. The transcript is spliced from 5 exons. Lineage: Eukaryota; Metazoa; Chordata; Actinopteri; Pleuronectiformes; Soleidae. The coding region runs from base 130 to 816 and encodes 228 amino acids. The record is from RefSeq and is a predicted model, not a curated record.
UCUCUUUCCUCCCACUCCUCUCAGGAGAGACCAAGAAGUGCCUUUGAGCAGCUGUACUCUGGGGAUCCGGCGCAGCAGCAGCAGCAGCAGUAUCAGCAGCAGCAGCAGCAGCAGCAGCAGAGGGGGAAGAUGAGUGCUGAUGAGCAGCUGGAGAGGAUGAAGAGGCACCAGAAGGCCCUCGUCCGCCUGCGCAAACGCACACUGAGUCACGGAGACCGGCACAGCCCUUCAACGCCACGCACCUCGUCCUCGCCGCGGCCACUCUCAGCAGACCUGGGAUCAUGGAAGAGAGAGCAGGAGUUUGACCUGCAGUUGCUCGAGAGGGCUGUUCAGGGGGAGGAGGCACAGGGAGUUAGGAGCGUCCAGGGGGAGGAAAGACCUCCCGAGCACAAAGAGAGACCGCGCUCACACUCCGACGAAUGGCUGACCUAUCGCUCCGCGGCCACAACGCCACCCGCCGACGAAGUCCACCUGGAGCCGCUAGAAUACGACGUGGACCUCAACAAGGAGCUGUCCAAGCCUCAGAAAGUCCUGAUCCCAGAGCGCUACGUGGAUUCAGAGUCUGAGGAGCCGCUUAGUCCUCAGGAGGUGGAGGAGCGUCAUCGCAAAGUGGAACGCAUUAAGAACAUCUUGGCAAAGUCCAGUGUGCAAAACCUGGCAGUGAGCGUCUCUGUGGACAAACCGGAGGUGGGUCUGGUGGCCCUGGACUCCGCUCUUCAGGAGCAGGAGAGGAUCAUCACCAUGUCCUACGCUCUGGCCUCGGAGGCGUCGCUCAAGAGCAAACUCGUCGCUGCUCAAGCCGUGUCCGGACACUGAGGUGCUAUACUCCACAGCGACGACUGGAUUCUGCGAGGAAAGGAUUUUCAGACAUUUACAAGUUUCCACACGGCAGGAGAAACCGCGGAAGUUCACAUUUUACAAGACAAAAACGAAACUUCCAAACUUCCCAGAGGGAAACAGACGCCGCCGCUGUGCUCACUGACGCCCAGGGUCUAACGAAGCGUUAAUCUCGCGUGAAUAAAAUGAUUAUUUUCUACAUGUUAUUGCACUUUGAAAUGUACACUGUUUAGAGUUUUCCGACGUACGACUGACUCGCUUUUACCUGCUGUGUGAGCUCGACUGGGAACUUUCUGUUUUUUUUCGCUUUUGUCAGGUACGAAAACGUGACGAGGGCGAAUUUUUUAAGGAACCUCAGAUAAUAUUCUUACACCAAACCACUUGUAUGUAUCUGUAGCACUGCCAGUCUCCUGUUAGCUUGCCAAAAUGAGUUUUAUUUUUGCUUACAUCAGGACGGAAAUAACCUUUAACAUAUUUUCUGUGUGACUGGGGGAAAAGGUUGCAUAAUGGAAAUUUAUAAAAAUGUGAAUAUUAAAGAUAUUAACACAACA